GAUGAGAACAUUUUCAAUGAAGAAGAAGACUCAAAAUGGUCGAUCUGCAAAUAUCAUCCUGAAAUGCAGUUUUGCAAGUGGGAUCCUUUGCAUAGUCCCGGAAUCCCACAAGUUAUAGUCGAUCUUGAAACUACAACCAUACGUUGGAAACCGGACGAUACUCCAUUCGUGUCCAAGACAAAUUUUGACACUCCCACAGUAAUCAAAUCUCCGAUUUUCGUGGCAACAUCUGCACAGAAGACAGCACCGGCAAUUGUUCCAAUGAGCGGAUCUUCGAUGAGUCAAGAAGACAAAUCUCGAUAUGAUGGAAAACUAAGCAUGGAGCGCUUGGGAUCAGCCCCUACUCGCACCGCUGUUCCAGCUGAAGAUGAUGAGUUCAACGACAAUAUCAUGGACAUGAAAGAAGAUGUGUUUGGAUAA
Molecule: messenger RNA, 420 nt
Organism: Cylicostephanus goldi
Lineage: Eukaryota; Metazoa; Nematoda; Chromadorea; Rhabditida; Strongylidae
Source: the annotation of a GenBank genome assembly